This is a messenger RNA of Pyricularia pennisetigena, 2697 nucleotides long. RefSeq lists its product as uncharacterized. Gene Ontology annotation, cellular component: cytoplasmic vesicle. Bases 1 to 2697 code for a protein of 898 amino acids. The record is from RefSeq and is a predicted model, not a curated record. The transcript is spliced from 4 exons. Lineage: Eukaryota; Fungi; Ascomycota; Sordariomycetes; Magnaporthales; Pyriculariaceae. Gene Ontology annotation, biological process: regulation of Rab protein signal transduction.
AUGGCUCCUUCGCUGAACGCUCAUUCGUCCUUCACCCGGCCCCGGACUGGGGACCGCGAAGGCCGGCCGACUACCCGUGACCAAGGCGACACCAACCUCAUAAUUCCGAGCCGUACCUCGUCACUGCACUCGAGGAUCACGCAGCCGAUUCCUUCCUCGCUGAACGUCAAGCCCCAGCAAAGGACACCCAAAACCCUCACGCAUGCCUACAUGGUUUGUGGUGUUGGCCGCGAGCCCUCGCAAUGGGUCAAGGCGCCCCCACCAGCCCAGGGAAAGAUAGGUCACAUGAAGGGUGCAGUGGGUCAGUUUUGGCUCCCCGAGAUCCUUGGUAGCAGCCCGAGGUUGGAGCAGGACAACGAGAUCGCCAGGUCUCUGCACGCUGCGAUGAGAGCCUGCUUCCCUCAUGAUGUCGAGAUUUGCACUGGCCGCAGUCAGCCUCACUGUGUCCACCAUGCGUUCGUUCUGCAGCAAGAUUCAUCCCACACUCUUUACGGCAUUUGCCUGAAGGUGUGGUCACGAGCCGAUGAGAAGAGGGCCGAAACAAUUAGGGAGUUGAGGAAACGGACAGAGUCCGACUUUUACGACAACCCGGACGAGACAUACUGGAUCCCAUACUGUCUUUCGUUCCUUUCCCGCUACCCUCUGUAUAACCUUUUGGGCGACUACCUAAGGGGUAUGUGGAUCCACUGGAACAAGGCCACCAACCUGUUCCAUGCUGAAGAGGUCUCGCGAAUCCUCAGCUUCCCCGCGCCGAGGCUCAACGAUCUGGUACGAAUCGACAUGAAGGACUACGCGCUUUGCUACCAAUUCCCUUCGUCUCCUACUGGAUUUCAAAACUUUGCUAUGUGGCCCCUCUUCUCCUGCCUCUCAAUUCCGAACAUCGUAGGUGUCAUCGAAGCCGCCAUCUCUCCCACCCGCCGCAUAAUCUUCGUCAGCCACUACCCAGCGAUGCUCACCAUGGCUGCCGAGACGGUGCGCUACUGCGUCCGUGUUUACGAGUGGAGCGGUUUGUACGUUCCUAUGGUGCACGCUCGUCACGCAAAGGAGCUCGUGCAAGAACCAGGCCCGUACAUUCUCGGUGUUACCGCGGAGUGUAGGUCCCUCUUCACAGCACCGACCGAUGCCUUGGUAGUAGACCUCGACCGCAACUUCGUUCUUACCUCCAGCCCGCCCACCGCCUUGAACCCCAACCAGCGCAACAAGUUCGUCACCCGCCUGACACAGGCGCUGAACGGUGAUGUUACUCCGUCUGGUGUUCCCGCGCAUUUGCGCUCAGCAUACGGUGGAGGCAAGUUGGUGCCAGCUGGUCAAAUUAUAGUUAUGCGCGGAGAGGUUGAGUCUAUCCAAGACCCCGAAUGGUGGAAUCAGGAUGCUGUUAUGGCUGUCAUGGAUCACGUCUGCGAGAAGAUGGGCCGCAACACUGGCAUCAAGGCUGUUUUUGGCGGCGCAGUCAAGAAGCCUCUGAUGACCAAAGUUUCGAUGAGACACCUUAACGAGAUUGUUCGCGAAAGGAAUCAGUACUCCCGGGACGCUCUGGAGGCCUGGCAAGAUUUUAUCAACCUCAAGGGUCGCAUGGACACUGAACUUGCUAAGGUCACCAAGCGCAACAACUACCUCAACGAGGAGCUGGACAGCUGGAAGCAGCAGUUCACCAAGUUCCAGGCCUUCGCUGAGCAGCUCACUAAAGAGACUCAGGAUCUCAAGGUCAAGAUUGAGGGCCACAAGAGGGAGAACCGCCGUCUGGCAACACUCAUCGACCAGCAGAAGGACGAUGCCGCUCGCAUGUCGGUCCGUCUUACCGGUACCGAGAAGCAGCGCGACGACGCCCUCGAGGCCCUUGUUCUCCAGCAGGAGAUUGCGGAGGAGCUCGAACGCGAGCGCAAGCGCAACAAGAAGGAGCUUGCCGCCCUGCAACACACCAACCACGCCAUCACCAGGCAGCGCGACGACGCCCGCCGCGUCGUGUUGCAUCUGCGCAGCCUUAUUGGUGGCCAGAGCCACCAUCUGGAGCACCUCGUUGGCUCUCUCACCAAGCCCGAGCACGACAACGAGCUUGUUGAGGCCGGCUACGAGGAUGAUACUCAGGAUAUGGAGAGCAAGCACCACAACAGCAAGCGCUUUUCUUCCUCAAGCUUCUCUGAUGUGGCUGACCGUCACCUUAAAGACAAGACGGAUGCUAUUGCACACAUCAUCCGCAAUAUUGCAGAGCAGUGCCAGGCUGCAGUCGAGGGCUUGGCUCUCGCCCACGACGCCGAGAUCGAAGACGGCUCCGAUUCGGGACACCACUCGAGCAGCUACCGCCGCGGCAGUGGCCUGUCGGUCGUUGGCAGCGAUGCCGGUACCCAUAGCGAAGUCGGCGACGAUAUCAGCGUCCGCCUUCGGCCGUCGUCGGGCCGCACAUCCAGCAUCCCGCCGACGCCGGACUUGAUUCCCAACAGGUCAAGCACAGCUCUCUCGAUGGCCUCGACCACCAUGACCACCCCUGAGCGGUCUUCCCAGCAGUACAUGAUCGGUCACGACAUCCCAACAAAGAUUGUCGAGGACGAUGAAGAUAUGGACAACGGUCCAUCUGCCAGCGAGUCUGAGACGGUCAACAUGCCCGCUCACACAACCAGCAGGGUUAUCGGCAAGCACACUGAGAGCCUGCUUCACAGGCCUUCCGGGGCUCGCAUCAGCGCGCUUGGGGGUACUCGUUAA